Molecule: messenger RNA, 558 nt
Organism: Trichoderma harzianum CBS 226.95
Lineage: Eukaryota; Fungi; Ascomycota; Sordariomycetes; Hypocreales; Hypocreaceae
Exons: 1
Coding region: 1-558 (185 amino acids)
Source: RefSeq, a predicted model, not a curated record
AUGCGUCUUCCCUACAUACCUAAUCCGCCCACCGGUCUUGAUACUGCGGGCAGAGCGGUGCUUGAUCAGAUACUGGCUCGCCGUGGUAGAUCUGGGCUACUGUCUCUCGACCGAACUCUACUUCAUUCGCCUAUGAUAGCCGGAGGCUGGCAUUCGUUUUUCGGCGCAAUCUAUUCAGGGUCGGUCUUGCGAGCUGAUCUGCUGGAGCUUGCCAUCUGCCGCGUUGCCCUGCUUAACCGAGCUUGGUAUCAAUAUGACGGACACAUAGCGAUGUUGCAUCGCUGCGAAGGAUUCGACUCGGCAAAAAUGAAGGUAGUUGAAACGCUGCGACCGUCGGAAAGAGGACCCCUAAAUCUCGACCAGUGGGCUGUUCUCAGAUAUGCAGACGCCAUGACAAAGGACAUUGCAGUAGAGGAAGAAAUAUUCACGGAACUGCAAAACUCGGGUCUCAACAGCAGAGAAAUUGUGGAACUUACGGUAGCCGUGGCUACUUACAAUGGUGUGAGCAGAUUUCUAGUCGCAUUAGAUGUAGGAGAGAGAAAUUCUGAAUCAAGUUGA